AUGAAAAACGUCAACCCACCAACUUUUAAGGUAGACACUAACGUCGCAUCCGAAAGUUGUUGUCAAUCGUCAUCACCCUCAACUCCCAUGUUCGGCUCUAUACCCCUUACCUCAACUAAACAAUCGCCAACAACAUCGUCUUCAAAAGAACCACCUUUCAGACUUCCCACAGUUGCUACCAUUUCCUUAGCUCCUAAUACAACCACCACUGUGGUUACAACGACAACCACCACGACUACUUCCUUUCCCCCCUUAUUAUUAAAAGCUCCACCUUUGCCUAAAAAGUUAGAUCCAAAGGAAUACCCUUUAGCCGAUACACCAACUCCCCCGGCGUUGAAACGUUUUUGUUUUGAUUUAAACGGGCAACCGGCUUACAUUCGUGAGGAUGAAGAUUCUGAACAACAAAUGAUCAAGCUUCAAGAAGCAUUAUAUAAUAUGCGAGCUUCUGGACCUACACCAUCAACCUCAAGAACGGUUAAGACUAGUAUGACUUCUACCCAGCAUAAAUUGAAUGAAGAGAUGAAGCCCUCAGGCAGUGGUGCUCGUAAAAGGCCUGCUUCUCCUAAUGAAUAUGCUUUUGAUUUCUCUAAUGCUGGUCAACAUUCUAAUGGCGUUGGGUCUUAUAGCGAAAAAACUUCUCGCACACGCAGGUCAUUAUCUCCGCCGCUUAAAAAGGUUCGCGCAAAGUCCAGUAAUAAUACUAUGCUGGAGCAGGAUGGCGAAAUGAACUCACAAAGACAAUGGAUGGAAUUGACUGUAGACUUUAGAAAUAACAAUUCUAAUUCAGGAAUCGUGAUACCAAGAACUAAUACACCAUUAAGUAAUGUACAAGGUGAACCGUCAACGCCAACCAUUCCUCACCAACAAAGUCCUGUUUCUUCUACCAGACAUUUUAAUACAAUCUCUACCCCUAAUCUUGGAAUGGAUACUCCUUCAACCACGCGAAGCACUCACUCGUCCGCUCUUCCAUCGCCUUCACUUUCACCGGUUGGAGUUGCCACUUCAAGUACAAACCAAUUUGAAAGUUAUUUUGCGGAACAUUCCGUCCGUGAUGAUGCUGAUGUUGACGAUACCACUGUUGAUGAACCUUUAUCCGGGGACAAUAAUGAAAACUGGAGUUUGCAACAAACAUCUAUAACGGAUGAAUCUCAAAUUCCAAGUUUAUGGGAUUUAAAUACUAUGCUUACUACAUUUGAUGCAUUACCGUCUUCGAUGAAAUCAUAUAUGCUCUUUCAAUUGCUUCGACGUUGCCCUACAAAUACUCUUCAAUAUGUUAGCAACAUUAUCUUACCUGCUUUGAAGAAAGAUUUUCUUGGCAUGCUUCCUCUUGAGCUCAGUUUACACAUAGUGAAAUACCUAGAUGCAAACAGUAUGUGCAAAGCUGCUCAAGUAAACAAGAGAUGGAGAAAUGUUAUUGAUGGUGAUGGAUUAACAUGGCAACGACGUCUUACAUUGGAUGGGUUUUGUGUUGAUGAAAAUGAAGAAGCUCGUGCUAUUUCAGAGAAUUGGGGACUUUUGCGUUCAAUAAAAUCUUCACGCAAUAGAAAUCGGUCAUUAAACGUUGUUAACAACGAAAGUGGCAUGUCAUCUUCUGAAGAGAGAACCGUUGUAGAGAUUGAUGAUGAUGAUGCUGACAAUAUGAGAGUCGUCACGGAGGAUAUCAAUAUUAAAAUAGAAAGUUCAUCCGGAUCAUCGAGGAUGAUCCCAUAUCAGACUAAUCUUAACGAUUGUAUGGCUGUAGAUAUGGAUAAUGUAGAGCUUCCAAAAGAUCACUCUCUAGUUACCGACGAUAAUGAUGGUGAUGCUAUUAAUGACUCCUACACACUUUCACCAACAGGUACAGAUGAGCCUUCUACUGCUAGCAGAAAUUCACCUUUACUUGUCAAGGAAUUCUCAGAAUUGCAGGACAAAGGCAAAGCUCGAGCCGUUGAUGAAUGGACAAGCUUUGGUGCGGAAGAUCAAGAAACACACCAAGAUGAUGAUAGACCUUAUGAUGGUGACGAUAGCGAUGUUGAUGCUAUGUCUCAAGAGAGUAGCGAUCAUGCCGAACUCUCUGAUGAUAGACUUCCACUUCCACCUUCUUCAAAUCAUCCGUAUAAGGCUAUAUACCGUCGGCAUUUUCUUAUGAGGCAAAAUUGGAUUAAUGGACGACAUAAUCAUAUAUCUUUUCCCGGGCACGGAAACAAUGUUGUUACGUGUCUUCAAUUCGAUUCCGAAAAAAUAAUUUCAGGCUCUGAUGAUCAAUGUAUUAAUGUGUAUGAAACAUCUACUGGAAGAUUAAUUAACCGGCUGGAAGGACAUGAUGGUGGUGUAUGGGCAUUACAAUAUGUUAAUAAGACUCUAGUUUCGGGUUCUACAGAUCGAACGGUUCGAGUAUGGGAUCUAGAAAAGGGAAUAUGUACACAUGUAUUCCCAGGUCAUACAAGUACUGUUCGUUGUCUUCAGAUCAUAAUGCCACAGAAUGUGAAUGCGAAUCUUAAUGACCCUCCUAUCGUGGAGCCACCAGUUCCUCUGAUUGUCACAGGUUCAAGAGAUUCCACAUUGAAGGUAUGGAGAUUGCCUAAUCUUGAAACGGAUCCUCAGUACCUUCCUACGAUUCCUUCGUCACCUUCUGACAACAAUCAGUAUACGGAUAAUCCAUAUUAUGUUCGCACGCUCGGAGGUCAUACACAUUCUGUUCGCGCUUUGGCUGGUGUAGGCAACACAUUAAUAAGCGGUAGUUACGAUUGCACUGUAAGAGUUUGGAAUAUUAUGACUGGUGAAUGCGUUUGGCGGUUGCUUGGGCACACACAAAAGGUUUAUUCAGUUGUAUUAGAUGCAAAGCGGAAAAGAUGUAUGAGUGGGAGCAUGGAUGGCACGGUAAAAGUGUGGAGUCUAGAGGAUGGAACGAUUGUAUGGACGUUAGAAGGUCAUUCUUCCCUUGUUGGUCUCCUAGAUCUUUCACACGACUACCUGGUAUCAGCUGCUGCUGAUUCUAGCUUACGAAUUUGGAAUCCAGAUGAUGGAACUUGUAAGCACGUUCUAACGACCCAUUCGGGGGCCAUUACCUGUUUCCAACAUGAUGACACCAAGGUAAUAUCGGGAUCCGAUGGAACGCUUCGAAUGUGGGAUGUCAAGACAGGACGUCAGCAACGUGAUUUGCUUACUGGUUUAAGUGGCGUUUGGCAAGUAAGAUUUGAUGAACGUAGGUGUGUGGCGGCAGUUCAACGAAAUUCUGUGACCUGGUUUGAAGUAUUAGACUUUGGAGUAUUUGGUAUUGAAGAUGAUGAUGAGUCACAAGGAGGGAGUUGUACUGAUGAAAAUGGAAAUUGGGUUGAUAGAAGAAUAACUGUUGGAAAUGGUAUCGAUGAUUGA
Messenger RNA from Acaulospora morrowiae, 3354 nucleotides. NCBI's taxonomy places the organism in Eukaryota, Fungi, Glomeromycota, Glomeromycetes, Diversisporales, Acaulosporaceae. The record is from the annotation of a GenBank genome assembly.